CUUGUUGCCAAAAAAGCGCGCGGCGUGUUUUCACAAACAAAACAAUUUGAUAAACCCCCGGCUUUACUUGAUAUAAUCAUAUAUUUAAUUAAUAACAAGUGUUAAGUUAACAUACAAUCGCCAUGGGAAUUUUGGGCUUAUCUAAGCUCAUUGCCGAUCUGGCGCCUCAGGCGAUUCGCGAAAGUGAGAUGAAGCAUUUUUUCGGUCGCAAGGUGGCAAUCGAUGCCAGUAUGUGCCUGUACCAGUUCCUCAUCGCCGUGCGCUCCGAAGGCGCCCAGUUGGCCACCGUAAAUGGUGAUCCCACGUCCCACUUAAUGGGCAUGUUCUACCGCACCAUCCGAUUGCUGGACAACGGAAUCAAGCCGGUAUAUGUCUUCGAUGGAAAGCCCCCAGAUCUAAAGUCAGGUGAGCUCGCGAAGCGCGCCGAGCGGCGGGAGGAAGCGGAGAAGGCACUGAAGGCAGCCACCGAUGCGGGAGAUGACGCCGGUAUUGAGAAGUUCAAUCGCCGAUUGGUCCGGGUGACCAAGGAGCACGCCAAAGAGGCCAAGGAACUGCUCACGCUAAUGGGUGUGCCCUAUGUUGAUGCACCGUGCGAAGCGGAGGCCCAGUGUGCCGCUCUGGUGAAAGCAGGAAAGGUCUAUGCCACCGCCACGGAGGAUAUGGACGCCCUCACAUUCGGAUCCACAAAACUGUUGAGAUACCUUACCUACAGUGAGGCGCGAAAGAUGCCCGUCAAGGAGUUUAGCUACGACAAGCUGUUGGAAGGUCUGGCCAUUAACAACCGAGAGUUCAUUGAUCUAUGUAUUCUGCUGGGUUGCGAUUACUGUGAGAGCAUCAAGGGUAUUGGACCCAAGCGAGCGAUCGAACUGAUCAACACCUAUCGGGAUAUAGAGACCAUUCUGGAUAACUUGGACUCUAGCAAAUACACUGUGCCCGAGAACUGGAACUACAAGGUGGCGCGGGAGCUCUUCAUCGAACCGGAGGUAGCCAAUGCCGACUCCAUAGACCUCAAAUGGGUCGAGCCGGAUGAGGAAGGUCUUGUCAAAUUUCUGUGCGGCGACCGGCAGUUCAACGAAGAGCGCGUUCGCAACGGUGCCAAAAAGCUGAUGAAAUCCAAACAAGCCCAGACUCAGGUGAGACUCGAUAGCUUCUUUAAGACACUGCCCAGCACCCCGAAUGCCACAAACGCUGCCAAACGAAAAGCCGAUGAAGCAAAGAAGAGCGCCAAUAAUAAAAAGGCCAAAACCAGCGGCGGUGGACGAGGCCGGCGACCCAAGUAGAUCAUUCGUGUCUUAUCUGGAAAAACGUACAAUUCUUUAAUCUUAACUUAAUCGUAUUUAAAGCCUAUGCAUACAAUAAAAACUACAUCUUUGAGCUUAA
Messenger RNA from Drosophila sechellia, 1380 nucleotides. RefSeq names its product Flap structure-specific endonuclease 1 (gene Fen1). Bases 123 to 1280 code for a protein of 385 amino acids. Gene Ontology annotation, molecular function: DNA binding; magnesium ion binding; 5'-3' exonuclease activity. Gene Ontology annotation, cellular component: nucleus. The record is from RefSeq and is a predicted model, not a curated record. Lineage: Eukaryota; Metazoa; Arthropoda; Insecta; Diptera; Drosophilidae. The transcript has 2 exons.